Messenger RNA from Sciurus carolinensis (gray squirrel), 3980 nucleotides. It is a transcript of the gene Coch, whose product is annotated as cochlin. The record is from RefSeq and is a predicted model, not a curated record. Lineage: Eukaryota; Metazoa; Chordata; Mammalia; Rodentia; Sciuridae. The transcript is spliced from 12 exons. Bases 121 to 1773 code for a protein of 550 amino acids.
AGAGUCGCGCUUUCGGCACUCGGGCGCAGCCGGGCGGAUCCCACGCAGGUGCAGGACCGUGGGCGGCCGGCUCUGGCGGGUGGGAUCCCUGACACUGGUCCGAACAGCCCCUCAACCACCAUGUCGGCAGCCUGGAUCCCAGUUCUCUGUCUUGGUAUCUGUCUGGUGCUGCUGCCGGAGCCCACGGGCAGCGAGGGAGCUGUUCCUAUUGCUAUCACGUGCUUUACCAGAGGCUUGGACAUCAGGAAAGAGAAAGCAGAUGUCCUCUGCCCAGGCGGCUGCCCUCCUGAGGAAUUCUCUGUGUUUGGGAACAUAGUUUAUGCUUCUGUAUCUAGCAUAUGCGGGGCCGCUAUCCACAGGGGAGUAAUCAGCAUCUCAGGGGGACCUGUGCGCAUCUAUAGCCUACCUGGCCGAGAAAACUAUUCCUCUGUAGAAGCCAAUGGCAUCCAGUCGCAAAUGCUCUCCAGGUGGUCUGCUUCAUUCACAGUGACUAAAGGCAAAAGUGGUGCCCAGGAAGCCACAGGAAGGGCAGUGUCCACAGCACGUCCAUCAACAGGUAAACGACUAAAGAAAACACCAGAGAAGAAAACUGGCAAUAAAGACUGUAAAGCAGAUAUUGCCUUUCUGAUUGAUGGAAGCUUUAAUAUUGGGCAGCGCCGAUUUAAUUUACAGAAGAAUUUUGUUGGGAAAGUGGCUCUGAUGUUGGGAAUUGGAACAGAAGGACCACAUGUGGGCCUUGUUCAAGCCAGUGAACAUCCCAAAAUAGAAUUUUAUUUGAAAAACUUCACAUCAGCCAAAGAUGUUUUGUUUGCCAUAAAGGAAGUAGGUUUCAGAGGCGGUAAUUCCAAUACAGGCAAAGCCUUGAAGCAUACUGCUCAGAAAUUUUUCACGGCUGACAGUGGAGUGAGAAAAGGGAUCCCCAAAGUGGUGGUGGUGUUUAUUGAUGGCUGGCCUUCUGAUGACAUUGAGGAAGCAGGCAUUGUGGCCAGAGAGUUUGGUGUCAAUGUGUUUAUAGUUUCUGUGGCCAAACCUAUCCCUGAAGAAUUGGGGAUGGUUCAAGAUGUUGCAUUUGUUGACAAGGCUGUCUGUCGGAAUAAUGGCUUCUUCUCUUACCACAUGCCCAACUGGUUUGGCACCACAAAAUAUGUAAAGCCCCUGGUACAGAAGCUCUGUACUCAUGAGCAAAUGAUGUGCAGCAAGACCUGUUAUAACUCAGUGAACAUUGCUUUCCUAAUUGAUGGCUCCAGCAGUGUUGGAGAUAGUAAUUUCCGCCUCAUGCUUGAAUUUGUUUCCAACAUAGCCAAGACUUUUGAAAUCUCAGACAUUGGUGCCAAGAUAGCUGCUGUACAGUUCACUUACGAUCAGCGCACAGAGUUCAGUUUCACUGACUAUAACACCAAAGAGAACAUCCUUGCUGUUAUUAGGAACAUCCGCUAUAUGAGUGGUGGAACAGCCACUGGUGAUGCCAUUUCCUUUACUGUGAGAAAUGUGUUUGGUCCUGUGAGGGACAGUCCCAACAAGAACUUCCUGGUAAUUGUCACAGAUGGGCAGUCCUAUGAUGAUGUCCGAGGUCCUGCUGCUGCUGCACAUGACGCAGGUAUCACCAUCUUUUCUGUUGGUGUGGCUUGGGCACCUCUGGAUGACCUGAAAGAUAUGGCCUCUAAACCAAAGGAGUCACAUGCUUUCUUCACAAGAGAGUUCACAGGAUUAGAACCAAUUGUUUCUGAUAUUAUUAGAGGCAUUUGUAGAGAUUUCUUAGAAUCCCAGCAAUAAUGGUGAUAUUUUGACAACAGGAAGGAAAUACAAGGGGAUCUAAUGUAUAAACUGUAUUCUCAUAAUGAAAUAUCAUAGCAUACUAGGAUCAGAUACUUGUAUUAAAUGUCAACAGGUAUUCUAAGCAAAUAAGCAUUCAUUUAAAGCUACUACCUUCUGAUUACUAUUAGACUUUAUAAAAAUUCAAAACAUUUGGCCGAGUCUUCAUAAUUAUGGCCCUUAGAAACUCAGGAAGAGAAGAUAUCAUGGAUUAAAAUCUUUUAAAAAGUUUCCAUGUCUAUUAAAUAUUUAGAAAUGCAAAUACCAAGUAUCAAAAGAAUGUGAUACUUAGACCAAAAGUAACAUUCCUUCUCUAAUCAUUUUCUAUUGAUUAUAUAAAUAAAAUCAAAGAGAAACAAAUAGAAAAAACAGCUUUUUAACAUAGUUCAACUAUUUUGAUCCAGGUGGAUGUUUUCUUAAAACCAAUCGAUAGCUGGUUCCUUCAUACUACAAAGUUACGAUUAUGGAUUAUAUUGCAAGGAUGUGUAUCAAGCUUCUGUAUUUUCUUAGUAACUUAUGCCUAAAAAUAUCACAUUCAACAAGAUAGCAGGAUUGCUUGGUAUUUUUCUAUUUAUAUACUUAAUUUUAUAUGUUUGUAGAUAUACUGGCUUUUACUCUAAAAGACAGCAAAGCACUGAGAAAAUGUUAAGUUGGUAAGGUUGUUGGGAAAAAAAACAUUUCAAAUAACAAAACUGCCAAGAAAGGUAUUGUAAUUUGGAUACUUAAUAAAAUUGUUAGUGACUUAUUCUAAGCUGCCUUUUGUUAUUCCAAGUCUCUCUCCCUAAGAUAUGGUAAAUAUUCUGUAUGUACUAAUUUACAUGGAAGACCAAUCUGAAUUGUUUUUUAAAUAAUGUAAUCGCAGGCCUGUGUGAGGUUGGAGGAUGGUAGGUUCGAGGCCUGGGCAACUUAGGGAAACCCUAUCUUUAAAAAACAACCUGGGAAAUGUAGCUCAGUGGUAGAGUACCUCCAAGUUCAAUUCCCAGCACCACAAAAACAAAGUAAAAAAAAAAAAAAACCAAUGUGGAAUAAUACCAAGUAUAUAUUUUUUCUUUUAUUUAAUUAUUUACUGCAUGCCCACUGUUUUAGCCAUUACCAGAUUAAGUAAGCACUAUCACAUGCUUCUGAGUACUAAUGUUUUGUACCUUGUGCUAGUUUCCUUAAUGUGCAGCAGCAUAUCAGGAGUUUCCUCCAUAGACAGAGGUGCUCUAUCACCCUGUCUUGGCUGUCUUCUCCAAAAACAGGUUCUGUUCCUCCUUCAUUUACCUGCUUCAAAGAGAUUCAGAUUCCAACUGAAACCAUACAACCAAAGAGUUGACCUGAAAAGGUGUUAAUUGGCUGGAAUAAUAUAUUCCAGUAAAUCUUUUAAGUCUAACAAUUUUAUGGGGAAAGGCAGAACUUUAAUUACCUUUGACAUUACACAAAUACUUGAUAAAAGGGAGGUUGAAAAGAUAAUUUCGUUCCUAUUCCUUAAAGCUGAAAAUGAUAGAUUAAUAUAACAAGAAUUUUAUCAUCAUCAAAAAUGAAUUCCACUUAAUGUGAUUUUUCCACUAGUACACAGACUACAAAUUCUCAUCUUAGAGUACCAUCCCUUAAUUAAUUAAGCUUUGCCAAGCAUGGUGGAACUCGCCUAUAAUCCCAGCAGCUCGGGAGGCUGAGGCAGGAGGAUCACAGGUUCAAAUCCAGCAUCAGCCAAAGUAAGGCACUAAGCAACUCAUUGAGACCCUGUCUCUAAUUAAAAUACAAAAUAGGGCUGGGGAUUGGCUUAGUAGCCAAGUGCCCCUUCGUUCAUCUCUGGUAUCUGAAAAAAAGAAGCAGCAGCAAGCUUUAAUGAAGCCACAGCUUCUAGUAUUCUUUAAAGGUUUUUUCCCUUUAAUUCUAUAAAGGACAAAAUUUAGUGAUCAGGGAAAUGAAUAUUUUUACUGAUGUAACAGCAAGAGUAGAAAUCAGAACUUUAAGCAACUAUCAAUUUAUCUGAGGAAACAAUCAUGAUAAAGGGUUAACAACUAAAAGAGGUAAAAUAAUUUAAACAUAUAAUUCAACAGGCAUGUCUAAAUUUAAAAUAUGCUAGCUCAUUUACAAUUUUUAAUGUACUAAAUGUUAGUUUUCAGGGGUAACAGUUUGAAAUGAGAAAAUACAAGUAUGAAAGAGGUAGAAUAUUAUUAAAUGAG